Molecule: messenger RNA, 1212 nt
Organism: Trichoderma breve
Lineage: Eukaryota; Fungi; Ascomycota; Sordariomycetes; Hypocreales; Hypocreaceae
Product: aminotransferase class I and II domain-containing protein
Exons: 7
Coding region: 1-1212 (403 amino acids)
Biological process (GO): L-aspartate biosynthetic process
Cellular component (GO): cytosol
Molecular function (GO): pyridoxal phosphate binding; L-aspartate:2-oxoglutarate transaminase activity
Source: RefSeq, a predicted model, not a curated record
AUGCUGGACGGCAUUGAAGCUGGCCCUCUGGAUGAAAUGUAUACGCUGAAAAAACAGGCCGACGGCGAUACGUGCGAUCAAAAAGCCGAUCUCGGUGUUGGUAUUUAUCGGAAUGAGGCAGGCAUUUAUCAAGAAAUGGAUUGCAUUAAACAGGCCAAAGUUGAGCUCUCAAAGCAGAAUCUAGGCCAUGAUUACGAGGUUACCACAGGAAACCCGGAAUUUCUGCAGCAUGCAGCUCGGCUCAUUUUUGGCGAAAACUGCUUGCGCCUUGCGGCUAAUCACGUUGCUUCAGUACAAACCAUCUCCGGUACUGGGGCAAACCAUCUUGCUGUACUUCUUUUGGCCAAGUGCAUCGUGCCGCAGCCAAAGGUAUUCAUUGGCACACCAUCCUGGGGCAAUUACAAACCGAUGCUCGACUUGGUAGGAUUGUUAACGGUCGAGUACUCGCAUUACGAUGAAACUAAUCGCGCCCUCAACUUUCCAUCCAUCCUUGGGACCAUUACGUCGGCCCCUCGCAAUAGUGUAUUCAUCUUCCAGAGCUGUUGUCACAAUCCCACUGGCGCAGACCCAUCGCAGGAGCAGUGGCACGAGUUGGCAAUGGCGCUUCGGGCUGGUGACCAUAUUCCGCUUUUCGACUCGGCCUACCAGGGACUUGGAAGAGGACUUGAUGAGGACUCAUUCGCUGUACGACUGUUUGCCAAGUUGGGCUUCAGCAUGAUUGUUUGUCAGUCCUUUUCGAAAAACUUUGGUCUGUAUGGUGAGCGAUGUGGUGCUCUUCACGUCUUAUGCGGCACUGCAGAGGCAGCAAGCGCAACGCAGGAUCGUCUGCGAUGCUUAAUAAGGUGGGAAUUUUCUUCUUCUCCAGCCUACGGCUCCCGUCUGGUAAACAUUAUCCAAAGCUCGGCGUAUUUAAAACAGAUGUGGGUUACGGAGUUGUCUGCAAUGAGACAUCGUCUGUACGAACUGCGGCAACAGUUGUACAAUUUGCUGAGUAAAGUUCUCAAGACGCCUGGGCAUUGGGGACACAUUAUCGAAGAAUGUGGCUUGUUCUCAUUCCUCAAGCUAUCGCCGCGACAGUGCUCGGUCCUAAUCCAGCAGUUCCAUAUUUACCUUCCACCCAAUGGCCGUAUCAAUAUUUCCGGCCUUAACAAGUCGAAUAUAGAAAGGGUUGCGAGAGCAAUUGAUUAUGUCGUUCGCCUCCCGGAUGCAUAA